Messenger RNA from Phragmites australis (common reed), 2028 nucleotides. Its product is annotated as protein Brevis radix-like 2. The record is from RefSeq and is a predicted model, not a curated record. The transcript is spliced from 6 exons. Lineage: Eukaryota; Viridiplantae; Streptophyta; Magnoliopsida; Poales; Poaceae. Bases 474 to 1622 code for a protein of 382 amino acids.
UUUCGGGGGAGCGGAUCAGACGGCGGGGAGCGAAUCCGGGGUCCAGUUCCAGUCCUACUCCUGCCCCCCUCACCACCACCCUCUGCUUCUCGCUCUCUCUCGAAAGAGAGAAAAAACAAGGGAAGGAAAUCUACUCCUCGGCCUGUCGCUACCAUCCAAAAGGCGGCGGCAGAUUGCUCUGCCGCUCCGUGUCGUCGUCUCCGCGGGAUCUUGCUGCUCCGCCGCCGCCUACAGGGAUCCGUCGCUCCACCUGCUCCAGACAUUUCACCCGUCAGCAGGCGGCAGCCACGGAGAAGAAGAGGAGCAAGGAGUUGUUCUUCAGGUCAUCUCGGCAGCCGUAAGCAGACGCCACUGUUGCUGCGGCGCAAGAAGCAGUGUUCUGCUUGGGAAAUUCGCGGAGAGACAGAGCAAUAGCUGAUGUGCGCUUGGUAACUAGUAGUGAGGAUCGAUUGAGCAGCUGCAAGGUUUGGAAAAUGCUGGCAUGCAUCGCGUGCUCGACCAAGGACGGCGGGGAGGACGGCUCCCGUGCCGCCGCCGCCGCCACGCCCCACGGCGGCAAGUCUCUCACCUCUCAGCUGAAGGACAUGAUGCUCAAAUUUUCCGGCUCCGGCAGUCAGUACAAGGCCGCCGGGAGCCCGUCGUUCAGGAGCAACCGCUUCCACCGCUCCAGCCGCCUCGCCGCGUACCCGGGCAUCAUCGAUGACUCGGGCUUCACGUCGGACGGGGCCGCCGAGGCAUACACUAAAUACAUGAGGACGACGACGAGCGCAGUGGCCGCAAGAACCGCCCCGUCGACGUGGGACCUGGGUCAAAUGGCCAAGAUCAACGGUGGCGCGCAGCAGCACGUCAGGAGCCCUAGCGCGAGCUGGAUACACAGCAUCGGGGAGGAAGACGACGACGACGACGAGGUCGUCGUCCUGGAGGAGGAUCGCGUGCCGCGGGAGUGGACGGCGCAGGUGGAGCCCGGCGUGCAGAUCACCUUCGUCUCCAUCCCGGGCGGCGCCGGUAACGACCUCAAGCGCAUCCGCUUCAACCGUGAGAUGUUCAACAAGUGGGAGGCGCAGCGGUGGUGGGGGGAGAACUACGACCGCGUCGUGGAGCUGUACAACGUGCAGACGUUCAGCCGGCAGCAGGGCUUCUCGACCCCGUCGUCCUCCGUCGACGACGCCACGCAGAGAGAUUCGCUCUACUCCCUUGCCGACUCGACGAGGGAGAGCCCGGUGAUACUGCCGCCGACAGCGGUUGGCAGAGAGCAACCGAUCGCCCGUGCCACUUCGUGUAGGGCCAUGGCCGCGGCGGCGUCCACGGGCCGAGCGACGUGCAACCCGUCCACGGCCGUGCCGGACCCUUCGGACCACGUGUGGGCGCACCACUUCAACCUGCUCAACUCCGCGCCCGCCCCGGCCCCGCCACCCUUCGACGCGUCGCGCGCCACCGCGUCGUCCCGGGACGAGGCCUCCGUGUCCGUCAGCAACGCGAGCGACCUGGAGGCCACGGAGUGGGUGGAGCAGGACGAGCCCGGCGUGUGCAUCACCAUCCGCGAGUUCGGGGACGGCACCCGCGAGCUCCGCCGCGUCCGGUUCAGGCACGCCAAAUCUAUCGAUACUCGACACCUUAUCUGAUUAUUGAACAAGAAUCAUCAAUUCAUCAUCUAAUUACGCCGAGGUACUUGUGCUCAUGUGAAGUGAAUUUGCAUUCUUGCGUUGCUGCAGCCGGGAGAAGUUCGGCGAGGACAGGGCGAAGGUGUGGUGGGAGCAGAACAGAGACCGAAUACACGCGCAGUAUCUGUAGCGUUGGUGAAGAGUGACAGAAGCCAAUAUGCCAGUGAGAUAAGAUUAGAGUAGGGGUCGGGUUGAGUGGUGCUACUACGAGUGCGAGUGCUCGGUUAGUGAUAGUUUUUACAGGGUGAACAGAGAGGUGGAAGAGGUUUGGAGCAGCAGGCUCAGGGUUCAGCCUGCUCUUGUAAACAAUGUUACUACUGAUAAUUUGUAUUUGGUUUGUGUAAACAAUGUGACCUGUGUGCUUUUA